ACCAGGACGACUUCUAUGGUCCUACACGCUGUGUCAGAAAUACACAACAUUAGAUACGAUUAUAUUGUAGUUGAUAGAUGGAUAGGAAAUUAUGAUCGUAAUGCAUCUGCUGCUGUUACAAACUCAUUAUACUUCAGAGAGGCUGACAUUUCACCUGUGAUUCGUAUGAUUAAUUAUACACUUGGCUACAUAGAUUUACUUUAUCCACCCUUGACUUCAAUAGAAACAAGAUAUUACUACAGAAUUCCGACCUAUGGUCCUGGUAAAUUCGAGAAUCAGUUCCUUAGGCCGCUAGCUCCUGGCGCCUGGUUAUGUGUUCUUGCAGUGUGUUCGUUAUGUAUUCUUCUACUAGUGAUGUCAUCGAACAUAGAAGGACGGCCAUCUUCAACGCAGUUCGCAGUCCUUUCUGUAUUUGCAUCUUUUUGUCAACAAUUUUUCGAAGACAACAGUGAAAUGGUAACAAGGAGAAUAACGACAGCAGGUAAGAUGACAAUCCUGGUGACAGGAUUGUCAUGCGUCCUGAUCUACAAUUACUACACCAGCAGUGUGGUGAGCUGGUUGCUGAGCGGUCCCCCACCAUCUAUCAACUCUUUGAAAGAACUGCUUGAGAGUCCUUUGGAACUUAUUUACGAAGAUAUUGGCUAUACUCGGUCAUGGCUGCAGAUGCCGGACUAUUAUUAUAACAAGAGAAAUGCGAAAAUAGAAGACGAACUAAGACAAAGGAAAGUUUUAAAUAAAAAGAAAGGAGAACCGUUAUUAGUGACUUUGGAACGGGGAAUCGAAAUGGUUAAGGCGGGAGGUUAUGCAUAUCACACCGAAGUGGACAAUGCUAACACUCUGAUAUCGCGUACAUUCACUCAGAACGAGCUCUGUGAACUUGGUUCAUUGCAAUCAAUGGAGCCGACUCUUUUGUACGCUUCCUUGCAAAAGGAUAGCCCUUAUAAAGAGUUCUUUGUUUGGAGUUUGCUCCGCCUACGCGAACGUGGGAUAAUUUCCUGCAUCCAGGAUCGUACGCGAGCUCCCGAUGUGUUGUGCGAAGGCAGUUCACCGAGAGCGCUGGCACUAGGCGGCGCGGCGCCGGCGUUCAUACUGCUGGCUGCUGGAUAUGUUUCAGGCUUUUGUAUUAUGAUUAUAGAACGGUAA
Molecule: messenger RNA, 1143 nt
Organism: Papilio xuthus (Asian swallowtail)
Lineage: Eukaryota; Metazoa; Arthropoda; Insecta; Lepidoptera; Papilionidae
Exons: 9
Coding region: 16-1143 (375 amino acids)
Source: RefSeq, a predicted model, not a curated record